This is a messenger RNA of Zophobas morio, 2097 nucleotides long. Its product is annotated as alpha-tocopherol transfer protein-like. Gene Ontology annotation, molecular function: phosphatidylinositol bisphosphate binding. NCBI's taxonomy places the organism in Eukaryota, Metazoa, Arthropoda, Insecta, Coleoptera, Tenebrionidae. Gene Ontology annotation, cellular component: membrane. The transcript is spliced from 5 exons. Bases 1183 to 2091 code for a protein of 302 amino acids. The record is from RefSeq and is a predicted model, not a curated record.
AAUGUAUUCAUGAAUAAUUAUUUGAACCUGUUUCACAGUUGUAAGAUACUGUAAAAUUUUCUAUGUCUAUACAUAACCUAUGACACUUCAUAAUACUUUUACAUUUAAUUCAGGUGAUCACAAGCACAUCAGACCAUCAGGUUAUUUACUUUAGUUAACGUGUGUUCCCAGUAGGUAACUCUAUAAAAAUCAUAACUUGUUAGACGGUUUCUUUAUAUCGCUAAAGGUUUGUUUACUUUUUCCACAGACAAUUGUUUAAAACAAAACUGUAUAGUAUUGUAACGGGCGAUAAAUUUACUUAUUUUUGGAGAUGUUGGUAUAAAUCAGAACAAUCGUCAUUGUCGUAAAGCUCAAGGUUGUCCUUGUGAAACUUGGAUUUUAUAAUUUCACACCAUGCUAAUCAAGGUUUAUAAUUUCACAGUUAAAUAAAUAUUGCCGCCGUUUGGCUGGACACGAUGUCUUUGUCCAGUUUUAUAAUUUCAUGGUCUAAAUUUGUUAAUUUUAACAAAAAGCAUAUUUAGCCACUAAAAAUCUUCAUAUUACAGUUAAUUAAACCUAAUUUGGUGGAAAAACAAAUACUUUUACGACGCCCCAAAUAAACUGGUAACUUGUAAACAAUUUUGCGAAAACAACUCCUUUGGAGGGGUCUUUACUUAUAAAAGAUCGAAAGAUCCAAAAAAGACCAGAGUCCUCUAGCCAGUUGCCUGUUUAGUGUGUGUUUGUGUUGUGACACAAGGGGGUGAAUAUCUUAAUCGGUCAUUGAAUAUAUAAGCGUCUACUAACUCUUUGGUUACUUCAGUAGUUAGGUCACAAAGUAAUAUGACAUUUAUUGAGUUUAAAUUAUAUAUUAUCAAAAAUUCUAUUGUUUACACGUACAGUUUCCCUCGGUUUCAAACAUUGUCGUAUUUCCUCUACCAUUUAGGUAUUUUAAACCCGUUCCUGAUUAAAAUUCCAGUUUUUGAAAAAGUGUUAUCACCUUGAAAAACUAGAUACUUAAGUACAUGUAGCGAUUUCAAGGUUCGCUAUUGGUUAUAACUGGAUUGAUUAAUCAUUUAAGUUUUAAAACUGCGACUAAGUACCACGAUUCCUUAAGCCACAUAAGCUAAAUAAGUUAAAUUAGUUUACGCACUAUAUAAAAUCAUAUUUAAAUAGUAACAGCAAGUUUUAAUUAAACGCCUCGCAAUGUCUGUACAAUUCAUUGACAUCGAAACGGAAUAUGAAAAAAACAAGCAAGUGCAGAGGAAACAAGUCAGAAAAUUUAUGGAUUGGAUUAACCAACAGCCUCAUCUACCCAAAAUCACUGGUAAGGAGAAAUAUGUAAUACUUUUAAUUUUACCAAGGUAUGUAGAGUUUCAAGCCCUUACUUUCUUACACUCCUGUUACUAUGACGAAGACGCGGCCAAAAAGACCGCGGAUGUUUUCUUUACGGUAAAAACUUCAAACCCUAAUGUGUUCAGAAUGAGAGAUCCACAUAAAUUACCAACUACAGAAGGUUUAGACGUUACUGUUAUGUCUAUGUUGCCUAAGAAAACUCCCAAAGGGUAUACCAUUCUAUAUAUCAAAUUAAUUGAUCCCGAUCCCAGACAUUUGAACAUGGCAACACAGGUCAAAAUUUUUGAUAUGACAUGUAUGUUGCAUUUACAUCAGACCGGAAUUACUGAGGGCUAUGUAGCCAUGUUGGAUAUGCAGGAAGUGGCUCUUCGCCAUUUAUUCCGUUUAUCGCCAUCUGCUUUAAAAGCGCUUCUUUAUUAUAUAUCCGAAGGUAUCCCUGGACGGAUAAUGGAGUUUCACUUCGUGAAUACUAUACCAUUUAUUAUCAACAAGGUUUUAACUUUGAUUAAACCUCUACUAAGCAAAAAAAUCUAUGACAUCAUUCAUGUACACAGCACGGUUGAAGAUUCAGCAGAAUUUAUCCCUAUUGACUGUUUGCCAGAAGAUUACGGUGGGUCUGCCGAAGCUAUAUCAGUUAUACAUGAGAAGAGCAAACAAAAACUUCUCCAAAAUGAAGCUUUUUUCGAGUGGGAAGAUACACAAGUUGUUGAUGAAAGCCUAAGACCGAAGAAGAAGAGCUACUGGUUUAGUUGGGGCUAAGAAAAU